GCGGGCGAGCUUCGAGGCCGAACCGAUUUGGAGACCGCACAUUCAUAUUUCGAACCAAAACCGAAUUGCGCGAAGAUGGCACCGCAUGACAUUCGCCGUCCUCACAAACGCCCCGCGAUCUCCGACCAGCAGAAGCGGCGGGAGCUUUCUUUACAACGGCAACAGCAGAAUCGUCGCGACGCUCAGCAACAAGCACGUUCCUUAGCCUCCACGCUCCUCUCCCUCUCUUCCACGUUCAACGAGCCUAGUACCUCUGAGUCGGUGUUGGAGGUUGAGCUAAAUGAACUCGAUUCCGAAACGGAAUGCUCGCCGGUGCUUAGAUCGCAGAGUGAAUUUAACGAGCCUUCUCUGAAGGAGUUCGAUGUUCGCCAGGCUUCGAAGCUCAAAGGUUCAGAGGCUCGUAAGUGGUUUUCGAGGCAACUGUUACUUCCUGAAUGGAUGAUAGAUGUUCCUGAUCGACUUAGCGAAGACUGGUACGUAUUUGCAAGGCCUUCCGGGAAACGGUGCUUUGUUGUUUCUUCCAAUGGCACAACUAUCAGUAGGCUACGAAAUGGAUCAAUUCUGCAUCGUUUUCCUUCUGCUCUACCCAACGGAGCAAGGAGAAGAGAUGCCUCUGGAUCCGGUCAAUCAUAUUCUAUCCUGGAUUGUAUAUUUCAUGAAAUGGAUCAAACUUACUACGUCAUUGAUAUGAUUUGUUGGCGAGGAUAUUCUCUUUACGAUUGCACAGCCGAGUUUCGGUUCUUCUGGCUCAAUUCCAAGCUUGUUGAAUCUGGUGCUUCUGAGCCACCUUCAUACUAUCACAAAUAUAAAUUCAGCCUUGUUCCUGUAUAUACGUGCGAUCAAAAUGGUUUUUAUGCUGCUUAUACUGGAGCGGCACCUUAUAUCAAGGAUGGCCUAUUAUUUUACAACAAGCAUUCCCAUUACCAGCCAGGAAAUACACCACUUGCAUUGGUCUGGAAGGAUGAGAGUUGCAGUCGAUAUGUUAUUGACACAGAUAGUAAUGGACAAGUCCCAAGCCAACAGCAGGUGGUUUUGGAGCUACAAGAUGAUGGAAAGGUGACUACAUCAGAUGAUCCUCCAUUGGACUUUGGAUGCUUAGAUGGCAAUUUUAUCGAAAAGUCAGGGUUGUCUUCAGGUAAUCUCUUGCGAUUUGCAAUCGGGGAUGGAGGGUUGACCAUUGUUGACGGGAGGAUUCAGGGGGCAGAUUUACAAUAUGUUGGCAAGGUCAAUGGGGCUCGAGCCUUUGCAGAUAGUUACUCCAAGGUUAUGUUUCAAUAUGCGGCUCGCCAUUCGCCUUUAAAAGUAGAUGAUCUAUUAACGUCCAUCAAUUCAUCAAAUGAUCACCGAGAAGAUGGUGAUACUGAAAUGGAUGGAUAGUGGUCGAUAGUCCAAAGAUUUCUUUAUUGCAACGAAGGGGAGAUCUUGCGGAGACCGGGGCAGCAUUCUGUUAACCAUGUCGAGAAAUACUAUUUCCAUAUUUGUAUCUGUAGGAACUCAUGGUAUUCAACCCCUCGGUUCAUGUUCAGAAGUCAGUGCAUCUCUCGCUGGCCAAUCACUCCGACUCCUUUUCGAGGUAAAAUUCUUGACAUUACGAUUUUCAUCAGAUUUAAUAUAUAAUAUUGUACGUUAUGAGAAAUGUGAAACGAUCCAGUUUUUAUGCUUAACCUAAAUAGAGUUUAAUGUUUAAAUCACCUAUUUUCUA
This is a messenger RNA of Cucurbita moschata (crookneck pumpkin), 1702 nucleotides long. Its product is annotated as snurportin-1. Lineage: Eukaryota; Viridiplantae; Streptophyta; Magnoliopsida; Cucurbitales; Cucurbitaceae. The coding region runs from base 76 to 1377 and encodes 433 amino acids. The transcript has 8 exons. The record is from RefSeq and is a predicted model, not a curated record. Gene Ontology annotation, biological process: snRNA import into nucleus. Gene Ontology annotation, cellular component: cytoplasm; nucleus.